AAAGUCUGAAGCGCGGUUAUCACCUUUACCGAUCUCGCUAUUCGCCGCCAUUUUUACAAACCGAUCAGAUUCAUAGAAGCUUCGAGAAGAGAGAAAUGGCGCAACCGAGCAAAGAGCCGUGCAAGAAACAGGCAUGCGACAUUCAAUCUUGCCUCUCAAAAAACAAUUUCAAUUCUCAAAGGUGCAUACGAGUCAUAGAGCUGCUGCAAUCAUGCUGCGAAGAUUGCAAAUACAACUCAACCCAUUGUGCGUCUUUAUCUGGCCUACUUAAACAAAAACCACAACCAAAAACUGCCCAGUAAGGCUUGAUUUGUGUUCAUCUUAAGAGAUUAACCAUCAUGAUGAGGAUAAGCAUUUCCUUGCAGUAUAUAUUGUAGGAAACAGUAAAUGUCAUAUUAAAGGAGGAUGGAAAAAAAAGAUAGGUAUGUGAAUAAUUUACGAGCAAUUCGUAACUUAGUAAAAACUGCGCCCAUUUUUACCCGAGUUUGUACUCUGAUUUACAAGUUGCAACUUAGAUGCUUCUGUGAGUGGAGAUAGACUAUGUUUUUACUUUUUGGAUUGAUGGAAUUGGAAUUUUAGUUUCAAUUCUUGUAACUUAGUAAAAACUGAAAUUUUUUAUCUUGAGUUUUGUA
Messenger RNA from Impatiens glandulifera, 632 nucleotides. RefSeq names its product cx9C motif-containing protein 4. NCBI's taxonomy places the organism in Eukaryota, Viridiplantae, Streptophyta, Magnoliopsida, Ericales, Balsaminaceae. Bases 96 to 302 code for a protein of 68 amino acids. The record is from RefSeq and is a predicted model, not a curated record. The transcript has 2 exons.